Molecule: messenger RNA, 3156 nt
Organism: Paramormyrops kingsleyae
Lineage: Eukaryota; Metazoa; Chordata; Actinopteri; Osteoglossiformes; Mormyridae
Product: tumor necrosis factor alpha-induced protein 2-like
Biological process (GO): exocytosis; exocyst localization
Cellular component (GO): exocyst
Molecular function (GO): SNARE binding
Source: RefSeq, a predicted model, not a curated record
AUAAUGAUGCAGAAUUACUUAAAAUCCAAAUAAAACCUCUGCUACAAGUGGGAAUCAAACAUUAAGUAUGAUCGAUCGCUUUAUGGUUUGUCGCGAUGUAGGCUGGGAAUGGCACGUAGAUCGGGUACGUGCAGCCUGAAGUGAAAGGAGAAACUAUAAUGACGCCAGCAAUACGGAGCAUCACAUAAUACUGCAUUGAUUGUACUGCUGUUUCGGCAUGAUGCAUGCGACCCGCAAGACGCACCCCGAAAAGUUAAAUAUUUUGUUCGGAAAAACAAGAGGAAAAACAGACAGAGAAAGAGAAAGUGAAGAAAGCCCACAGCCAGGCCAAAACGAAGUAACGAUGAAAGAAGACGGAGCUGAAGCGCCACAUGAAAAAAAGAUCGGGGGAGACGGCAGAAAUUUCUUCCCGAGACUGACGGUGAAGUUUAGUUUUAUGCAGAAAAGGAAAAGUGACACCAGUGUCCGGAGAAGCCCAUCGUCUGAAGGUGGUACUCAGACAGCUGCACUUCCUUUUGAGGAAAAUCUAGCCCAGCUGCGUCUAUGGGAGGCGGGCCAGCAACUGAUCGCCCGAGAGGAACAGCUGUUUGGUUCGCCUGGAGAGAAGGAGGCUGAGUGGGAAACAGAGGAGGCUGCACUGCGCAAGCACUACAAGGCCCUGCUCCUUAAGGUCCAGGAGGUGGUGCGGGACACCCUGGAUUGCAAGACCAAGGAGAGCUCCCUUAAGUCAGCAGUGAGUGCCAUCAUGGAGGAGGAGAAGCAAGAUCAACAGUGGCGUAAAGCAAUGGAGGGUCAAGUGCCACCAUGGAGGCCACAGGGGUGGAGACAGACCCACGAUCGUAUGCUGGAAGAGCUGGUGACUCUGCGGAUAAACCGGCUGGACAAGGUGCAGGGGGUGGAGAACCUGUCCUCCAGCCUGAAGACGGACAUCUGCAAGAUGGGCAAACUGGUGAAGGAUGACCUGCUGAGGGUUGUGCAGAACGUGAAGGACUGCUACCCAGAAGAGUUUGACAUAUGUAACCUGUAUGCUAGGCUGUAUCACCAGGCUUUCUCGGAACGUCUGCAGGAUUUAGCCACGUCUCCCAUGGAAAUAGAGGACUGCACCUAUUUCAUCUCCUGGGUGUAUGAUCACUACCCAAACAACGUACUGAGGCACAAAAGUCUUCAAACAAGCAUAGACCUACAGGCACUUGGACCUCUGCUGCCUGAAGAUGUGGUCCAGCCCCUGGAACAGCAGUACCUCUCCCAUGCUGAGAGCCAGCUAGGCACGUGGAUAUCCAAGGCCCUGACCGAUGAGAACGCGGCAUGGAAAAAAGGAGAUUUGCCCAAAAAGGAGGACGGAUAUUAUACCACAGCCAUGACUUUUCCAGUCAUCAAGCUUGUUGAUGACUGCGUAAAGGAGGCAGGCACCAUUCUGGGAGACAUUAUGAAGGCUCAGAGGAUUGUGUGUCAGCUGGGGCCAUUUUUACAAAGCUAUAGGGAAUCCCUGAAGAAUCAAAUGAAAGUGAAACAGAUCAAUGUGAAACCAAUAAUAAAGGGCAGCUUAUCAGGCAUCUGCCAGCUCAGGGACUAUAUUGUGGUUUCCAUGGACCCCCAGCCUGAAGAUGUGAGGGUCAGACACCUGGACAUAGUGAAUGACAUGGAGAAGCAGUGCUAUAAGUACCUGAUAAACAGCAUACAAAGUGACAUAAAGCCACAUUAUAAUCAGCUGGGGACAGCAUCAUGGCUGAGUGACGGCAGCGUGAUGACGGAGCUGCUGAUGAAGAUUAGGGAAAAUGUGGAAGCCCACAAGGACAUGAGGCCCAGCUGCCUGCAGGCGCUGGUAGCACACCUGCACCUGCAGAUGAUGGUGGAGUACGUGAGGAAGCUAAUGAAGAGGAAGCUGAGGCUGAAGUCACGAGAAGAAGAGGACAGACUGGUGGAGAGACUGUGUGAGGACAGCCAUGCCCUGAAUGACCUGUUCAGCCAGGAGGGCUCCAAGGAGGAGUGGCUGAGUUCUGUUCUCCCCGGAAUUGCUGAAGUUCUGAAGCUGCAAGACCCAGAGGCCAUUAAGCUGGAGGUUCUCUCACUGGCUCAGAAAUAUCCAGACAUCAGGGAAGAGCAUGUCUGCGCCCUGCUGUACCUCAAGGUCCAUCUCUCAAAGGACAACAUAGCAAGCAUACAGAAAAGCUUGGUGGAGAACCACAUCCCAUCUGUGCCCACAACUAGCCAACCCUUUUACUCUAUGGUGCAGGUCAAGUGGAUCUUCAAGGUUGCUCCCUUGAGAUCACAGCUCACAGCUACAGGACUACCCAAAAUUCCCUAGCAGUUUUCAAUGCUCUUAGCCUAGCCUGUUGUACUCUCCAUUUUUUAAACAUUUGUUAUAUACUGUAUAAUGAUUCACAGGCAUAUGAGGCUAUGAUUUGUACACAUUCUGUUUCAGUUUGCUGUGUAGUCUUCUGAACCUGUCUCAUUAUUACUGCAUUUACUGUAUAAAGCAUGGAUGUGUGUACUUGUAAAUUCUAACUCUGAUCUUUAGGCUCUUGCACUCAUCAAGUGCAAGUCCACAAACAUGCAAAACACCUGUGAUAUCUGCUGUACUUCAAAAAUAACAGAGCUGUAGUCAAGACCACCUUUGUCAAGUCCAAGACAAGCCCAGAACCAGUCCAAGGGCAAAUACCAAGGAGACCAAAAUAAUAUAAAAAUGUCUUGAGACAGGAUUCGAGUCUAACUACAACCCUGAAUAAUAGAUUAUUAAGCUUUUAGUGCAUAAUGUAACCACAUGCUCUCCAAGUACCAUUUCAGUUAUCUAAUAUAAAACAAGGAGUCAUUCAAGAACCUUAAGCUGAAUAUAAUGUGAACUAUUUCAUCCAUUGCCUGGAUCACUGUCUUUGUUACAGGCAGCUUGUUGACACUGUUGUGUCAAGACAGCUGGAGUGUAUGAGGACAUUUUUACCCUGUCUUCUGGGUAUUUUGGACUGUUUAUAUUUGCUAUCCGGCUCCUUCAAAGGUCUUUUGAGGGCUGCCUGUCCAGGGAAGGGAAAGCUGUUGUGGAACUACAGUGGUACCUCAGUUCUCAAACUUAUUAGAACUCGAAUUUCUUAAAAGUCGAACCAACCAGUUCAAAAAAAAAUUACCUAGAGCUCGAUCUGAAUCUCAGAAGUCAAACUGUGAACG